UUGUUAAACCUAAAGGAGGGGAUGGUGGGAGGGCAGGGAGGAUGUAGCUUUGAUCUUCAGGCCGGUUGAGGUGGAGAUGUGCUGGGCUGCCCCUAUAAAUACACCAGGUUGUGGAGAGACUCUGCCAGCACCACUGACCGGCUACUUCUCCUGCACUUUUCUGCACAUUUCACUUCUGAAAAGGAUUUACUGGUGGGGCAAUGAGGUCACAUUUCUCUAUCGAGUGGAUGGCCCAGAGCAGCCAGUCGGCAGGAUCAGAGACCCCCGCCAUCGCUGCCUCAGGACCUGCAGCCUGGGGGACUCAUUCAGAGAGCCUCCCAGGCUUCUACUGUAGACCCAAGCCAGAAAAUGUUUAUGAGCAGCAGCAGCAGCAGAGCCAUGAAGCCCAGAGCCAGAACUUUGUGCAGCAGCAGAUCUGCCCCAAGAACCAAGCAGCGACUGAGGCAGACUUCAGCAGCGGGACAGAGGAGGAGACGUCCGGGUACGAGAGUGAAGGAGGUCAGUCCCUGUCUCCCCCCUCCGAAUGCCCCUCCACGUCCCCUCCAUCCCCCCCGGUGGGCAGGAGGCCUCGGACAGCGUUCACUGCAGAGCAGAUCAGCAGCCUGGAGACGGCCUUCAAGAGGAACCCCUACCUGGGAACACAGGACAAGGCCGAGCUGUGCAAGACGCUCAACCUGUCGGACAAACAGAUCAGAAACUGGUUCCAGAACCGGCGGAUGAAGCUGAAGAGGACGGCACAGGACGCUCUGGCUCACGCCUGUCAGGCCAACGUGGCCUCUCAGUUCAUGCAUUACCACGAGCUGCAGGCCUACAGGCUGGGGCCCUACACCAGAUACCACUCAGCAGCAGGGCCAGCGGGGGCCACUGAGGGCCUGCCUGCUGCUGCCUCUUUCGCCCAUCCACACAGCCUGCAGUACAGCUCAGCUCUGCCUCUGGACUCCUUCUACCAGUACAGCAGCCGCCCAGGAGUCAUGCUGCCCUCAGCCACUUCGCAGCUGAGAGGAUCCUACACGACGUAUCCUCAGUAUUACUGAUCAGCCACUGAUGAGGACCAGCCUCAAUACUGUGUUCUGCUGUGACCAAAGGAGAUCUCAUCGUCUUGAACUCAUCUUGUCCUGAUAGCAUCAAUGGAAACAGAAGGUUUAUAUGAAAUGCAGCUCAGUUACUGCUUUGAAACUUGAUUCUUGGUCAUGAAUCAAACAGGGUGGUGUGCAAUAAUGUAACUGUGUGUGUAUCUCUGCUUGUACCUGAUGUAUAGUUUGGAAAUAUUUAAUAUGAAUCUAUGAAGGUUUAUCAUAUUUUUGCUGUUAUGUCACUGUGAAAUGAGAUUGAAAUAAAAAAUAAAUACUAAUCAGAUUA
Molecule: messenger RNA, 1359 nt
Organism: Acanthochromis polyacanthus (spiny chromis)
Lineage: Eukaryota; Metazoa; Chordata; Actinopteri; Pomacentridae
Gene: ved
Product: ventrally expressed dharma/bozozok antagonist
Exons: 3
Coding region: 201-1034 (277 amino acids)
Biological process (GO): central nervous system development; neuron projection morphogenesis; spinal cord motor neuron cell fate specification
Cellular component (GO): nucleus
Molecular function (GO): sequence-specific double-stranded DNA binding
Source: RefSeq, a predicted model, not a curated record